AUGUCCGGUGACGGGGAUGCUCCAUCCCACAUGUCCCGUCUUCACACAGCUCAAUAUGGUUCGCCGGAAUCACCAAAUGCAAAGUGCACUUCUUCCGGAAUUGAUUCGGUGACGAUCGCAGGUCGUCAUCCGUCCUCGACAUCCUCCAACUCAUCAUCAUUUUCUCCUGGAUCCAGUACAAUGAAUUUGCAGUCUUUCGCUCCUAGCUCUUGUCUUGCGCAGCCGGACCCAGUUACAGCACUCACAUCCACACGGAACUCAUUGCUUCUCUUAUCCCAUUCCCGAUCCCCAUCUUCAUUGUCUGAUCGAACAAAUGGGGAUGUAGCAUGGUCCGGUCGAGUCGUUCCUGCGCGAGAUAAUUCCCUCACUGCCCCUGGUCCAAAGUCACGUGUGAGCGCCUAUUUUCGUUCUUCAAAUGGUCUCAGUAAAGGAAGACAGUUAUUUGUGAUGCGGCACGCAGAACGAGUGGAUAUCUGUUUCGGACGUGGUUGGGUUACACGCUAUUUUGACAAGAGAGUACUGAUCGCGGAAUCUGACCUACUCGUUCGAAUAGAACCGCAUCUUUUCGAAUGGUUCGGCUGGUACGGGAAUUGCGCCCCACGGAUGAUGAAUCCGCAAGAUUUACGCGCGUGUGGUUAUCAGGUUGAUGUGAACUAUCGUCCAUUAAGCUCCAGCACCGAUUUCGAUCCGGAAGAGACGAUUUCGAACUAUUACGAUCGUACUGGUGGAUUGACCAAACGAUUGUUAAGUCAACAUAAAUCCAAGGACGCUUGCAUCUUGAUUGUCGCGCACGCCUCUUCGCUGGACACAUGCACGCAUCAAUUGGUUCAUCACGGUUUCCGCACCUGUAUCUCCUCCGCGGAAUUUCACCAUCGCACAUCCGGCGUCCCAUAUUGUGGUCUGGUGGUUGCGCAGGAAAAUCGACGCUGGACCCUGGUCAAUCCUCCCAUUCCGAACGUAUGCUCCUACACGCCCAAUCCAGAUUUUGACUGGCGCCAACUUCUGAGUCCAACUUUGUGCGGAUUCGCAAUUAAAUAA
This is a messenger RNA of Echinostoma caproni, 1038 nucleotides long. Lineage: Eukaryota; Metazoa; Platyhelminthes; Trematoda; Plagiorchiida; Echinostomatidae. The record is from the annotation of a GenBank genome assembly.